CUUAGUUCUGCAGUGUCCGACUGCCCCGGAAGGCAUCAGAAGAUAGACAGCAGGAAUGUGGUGUGUUGGUUGAAAUAUGCUAACGGGAAGAAGAGGACUGCUCCUGAUGAAUGGAUAUAUCGAUCCACGUUUAACGUCAUGCAUGCAGCCGGGCCCCUAGCCUGCGCUUUGUACACCCCCAGCCCUGAGGCAGUGUGCUUCCAGUAGGUGGAGGCUCUUCCUCCAUAGCCUCCGUUUCUUCCGACUGCCCCCAUGUUAACCCUCUUGAGUAUGUUUUACUAUAUCUGUCUGCGGCGACGCUCCAGGAGUGGGACUCGAGGUGAGGCUCUGACCAGUCGGCGGGCCGUGGAGUCCGGUCAGCGGGCGGUGUUGCCAGUCAGUGUGGAGGUGGAGCAGUAUGCCAAGGAGGUCCUGGACUUCAGUUCCCACUAUGGCAGUGAGAAUAGCAUGUCCUAUACCAUGUGGAACCUGGCUGGGGUACCCAACGUCUACCCCAGCUCAGGGGACUUCACUCAGACGGCUGUGUUCAGAGCUUACGGGACAUGGUGGGAACAAUGUGCCAGUGCUCCACCACCCUUCCGCCGCACCCCUAAAGGCUUCCACAGCCAGGAUUAUAUUGAGCUGGGCUUCGAGGAGCCUGUCUACCCUACAGGAGUGGAUGUGCUUGAGACCUAUUACCCUGGAGCCAUCGUCCAGAUUCUGGCCUGCUCCCACAAUCCCUUCUCCCAAAAUCCACCUACUGAUGUCAGGUGGGAGGUGCUUUGGUCAGGGGAGCCCACCAAGGUGCUGACACCCCAGGCACGCCAGUUUUCCCCUACCAUCAAGCAUAUCAACUUCCCCACCAACUUACUGCGUCUGGAGGUCAACAGCUCUCUGCUGGACUACUACACGGAGCUGGAUGCUGUUAUCCUCCGUGGGGUGAAGGAGAGGCCCAUGUUGGCGCUCUAUAAAAUGCCUGUCAUCGACAUCAAUGACCUGAGUGACAGCGAGGAGGAGCUGUCUGAUUUGGGAGGUCCAUUCAGACCAGGAGGAGUACAUCAGAGAACAGGCAAUGGCUACUUUGACAAACUGCCUUAUGAGCUCAUCCAGCUGAUCCUGAGCCACCUGACCCUGCCAGACCUCAGCCGUCUGGCCCAGAGCUGUAAGCUGCUGCACCAGCACUGCUGCGACCCGCUGCAGUACACCCAGCUGAGUCUGCAGCCCUACUGGGGCCGGCUGAGUGACGCCUCCCUCGGACACCUGCAGAGCCGCUGCACUCUCCUCCAGAGGCUCAACCUGUCCUGGACCGGCAACCGCGGGGCUCUCACCCUGACCGGCUUCAGCAGCUUCAUGAAGGCAUGUGGUCUCAGCCUGGUCUGCCUGGAGCUGUCGUGCUGCCACUUCCUGAACGAGGCCUGUCUUGAGGUUGUCUCUCAGACUUGUCCGGGGCUGCAGGAGCUCAACCUGUCCUCGUGCGACCGCCUCAACCCACAGGCCUUCACACACAUCUCCAAACUAUUGCGCCUUCGCAGGCUGGUGCUCUAUCGGACCAAGAUAGAGCAAACGGCUAUUCUGAGCAUCCUGACGUUCUGCAUAGAGCUGAGACACCUCAACCUAGGAAGCUGUGUGAGGAUUGAGGACUACGACGUGGUGGCCAGCAUGCUGGCUGCUCGCUGUCGCUCACUCUGCUCACUGGACCUGUGGCGCUGCAGGAACCUGACUGAUCGAGGACUGGCAGAGCUCGCCUCUGGCUGCAGGAUGCUGGAGGAGUUGGACCUGGGCUGGUGUCCCACACUGCAGAGCAGCACCGGGUGUUUCCAGCAUCUCGCCCGCAGCCUGCCCCGCCUGCGCAAACUCUUCCUCACCGCCAACCGCACGGUCUGCGACUCAGACAUAGAAGAACUGGCUGCUGGCUGCCCCUCGUUGCAGCACCUUGACAUACUGGGUACACGGUUGGUGAGUGCGGCCUCACUGAAGAAACUCCUCCAGUCCUGUCCAAAACUUCUCCUCCUGGAUGUCUCCUUCUGCUCGCAGAUAGACAUGCGGGUCGUCCAGGAGCUCUCGGGCAGCUUCCCAAACGUGGCCAUCAAGAAGAGCUUCACUCAGUGACCCCAUGGUCGUUGCAUUUUAUCAUCCACAGUCCAGGGGAAGGGAAGUGCUUGCCAGCAGACACUGCCUCAAAGUCAGGUCUGAUGCUGUAGGAGAUUGCUGACCUGCCUGCCGUCUGUAUCACAGACAAGAUCUUCUUUUAGCGGUCAGUAAACUAAGCAGUUGCACUCGGUGAGGAGGUUCUUUGGAUUAACUGGCUGAACACAAACAAGUGCAGACACCUAAUCACAGGAUUAUAGAACGUGAGACUUUUUAGUUCUUGGUUUUUUUUUUGUUUUUCUUUUCUUUUGGACGCUUGAAAUCAGGGUCGUUGCAGUAAAUCUGCUACAUCUUCCCAGAAUAUGAAUCAUCACGUAUGUAUUGCCAAGCAACACUAGGCUAAGAAAUAUGCCUUCGUACUGGAUGCAAAACACAAAACAAAACAUUUGUGAGCCUAGAACAUCUUGUUUGGACAGAGGCAAUGAACAAAACAAGUAUGAAUCGUACAUUUUCUGGAAACUGUGAGAAAAACGGCAGUGAAGAUUUGGUAAUCAUAUGAUCACGUUAGCUGGUAAGAAUAUGAAAGUUCAGGGCCCUGGUCAGUGCCUUGUCAAAAUGUGCAGCAGUCAUGGACUGUCUGAUGGCUUAUUCUGAAGGCACCUGUCAUUAUCAAGACAGUUUGAUCUCAUUGUAAGAAGUCAUACUUGCUGCUGUGUUCGAAGGUAAUAGGAGCUUUAAAGGUGAAAACAAAGGAGGGACUGCAGCCCUAUCUAAUACAGUGACCUUUGGACGGAGUCAUGUUAAACCAUAAUGCAAGUAUGAACAAGCUGCUUUGUGUUGCUAUAGACUGAGUGCAGAAUCAGACACCGGGAUUACACAAAAUCUCGUUUUGAACAGAAGGCACCAUCAAAUGUCCUGCACCUGAGAUUCACUGACAGCGUGUUUUCAUCCAAAAAAUAUGUGAGAACUUGUGAGAAAGCAGACUGGGACGACAUUUGUUUUAAUUUACACAUGCAAAAAACACCCAGAGUAUCAAAUCACAAACAGAUGGAGAAACCCAAACCCAAAGAUGUACAAUUUAUAAUGAUACAAAACCAAGAAAAGCUGCAAGUCCUUACAUUGGGGAGGCAAAACCAGUGACUGUUUGACAUUUUACUGAAUCACUGUGUAAAUCUGUGAUAAAUGUUCUUUCAGUGAGCUAAUCAUUUCAGAUCUGAUUGUCAUUGUCAACCGGACAGGGCUGACCCAACGUGUCCAUUUAAGAAAAAUGGGAUUGCCUAACAUGGAAAAGCCCUACAGAUGGAUAUGAUCAUGAUCUAUUAAUUUCAAGAAGAGCUUUAACUGAGCGUGGCCUCGUAGGUGCCCUUUUAAUCUAACAUACAAUACGAGACCGAUGUUAAGAUGAACUCAAGACUUGUGUUGGAUUUGAUCUGUAGAGAAAAACACCAGAUGUAAUGUGCCUGGUCUGGGUCAGUUUCUGUUCAAAUCAAACAGGGUGUGUCAUAGUUACAUUUUAGCUUAUUUCUUUUUGCCAACUUAUUCUGCUCAAUUAAAGCAAAAAUUCUGUUUUUUUUAAGUCAACCAGGCAACUCUCUGGUUUUCCUUAGUAGUUGUUUUGGCAGUGUAAUUUUAAAGGUAUAGUAAGUGAGUUUGUCUCGAAAGCUAAAUGAUGAAUUUGCAAGUCACCAGUUUCACAUCGUCUUCAUGGUGUCGCAUGCUUUUCCUGUUGUCAUUGGUACCGAGCUCUCUAUCACCACUAUUAGACUACAGCCACCUACUCAUAUGCUUACCUAUGGAGGGUCAAGUGAAGUACUGUGGAUUAAGUUGAGCGUCAUAUGUUAAAGUGGCACAUUGUAAAUACUCUAUGUGACCUCAGUAUUUGUCCUGUAACUCAGGGGUUUUAAUAUUUCAUCUGGUUUUAAUUUUUGUACGUAUAUUUUGCUCCAGAAACCAGCACAGCAGGCGUCUUUACAGAUUCACACCAGACUGAUACAGAUAUGAGGGUGACCUGCUGUCACUGUUGCUCUUAAACAACAAACACAUGUGACACUCAGCACUGAUGGGGAAAAAUGAUAAUUUAUUAGGUGUGAAAUGUUGCUGUAAUUAUGAUUGUGAGAAUAUAUUGCUGUUCCUGAUUAUUUAAUUUUGUAAUGUAUGAAGCCACAGUUGCAAUGUGGCAAAAGUGUUUGAAAAGCACUCUCUUUUUUUUGGAAAAGAAAAAAAACUUGAAGUUUUCUGUUAAGCACAUGCUACUAGUCAAUAUUUGUGCCUUAUACUCCUGUUUGAAUGUGGUGUGGUGUCCAUGUGGUAUAGAUUGUAGUGAAGUGCUUUGCUUUUUUCAACCAAAGUAAUACCCAAAAGCCUGGUCUUUAAUCCAACAGCUAUAUCUGACCAGUUUAUACGCCAUAUACUGUAUAUCAGCCAUGUCAAUUAAUAUGCAAAUGUUUUAUUUAUUUAUAUUUCCCUGCGUGAUAAACAUGUUAUUUAAACCCAUUAUCCAUAUAUACAUGUUGCAGUGUUUUGCUUUUCUUUCCCAGAGUCAGAUGAGAGGAAUCAUCUUUAUUUAAUCUCACGGCAUUCAGAAAUUGUGUGGCCAAGCUGACCACAAAGACCGGAAGUAUGUCUUUAGCAUAGCCCAGCACAACGAAUGGGGACAGAAGGAAGCUGUUAGAUAGCUCUGUCGACAGGAGAAAGCAUAUGAUUCCCAGCAAGUCAAAUGUAUUUAGUUCAUGAACUCUUGCUGGAAUGAAAAUUUAAAUCAAGGUAUCGUAGAUUUAUUAGCCGAUACUUGGAAAAACAACACCUGCAUGUGGCGUCGCAGCAGUCCAGCUCUUGUCGUAGCUCUGAAGGCAGAAUGUGUGCAAGACUGAACAACACAGUUCGUGGCUAGCUUGCCUUCCUGAAUGUUAGCAUGAAAUUAAUUUAGUUAUAAAGCUCUCAUAUCUUGAGUAUUUCUUUCUGGGAAUUUAGGAAUUUUAAUCACUGAGAAUUACUUUAUGUUGCUUCAAAUACAUUUUUGUGUGUAUAUAUAUAU
Acanthopagrus latus (yellowfin seabream) is the source of this 5101-nucleotide messenger RNA. It is a transcript of the gene fbxl4, whose product is annotated as F-box and leucine-rich repeat protein 4. The transcript has 9 exons. Lineage: Eukaryota; Metazoa; Chordata; Actinopteri; Spariformes; Sparidae. Gene Ontology annotation, cellular component: SCF ubiquitin ligase complex. The record is from RefSeq and is a predicted model, not a curated record. Bases 253 to 2088 code for a protein of 611 amino acids. Gene Ontology annotation, biological process: SCF-dependent proteasomal ubiquitin-dependent protein catabolic process. Gene Ontology annotation, molecular function: protein binding.